CACAGAGCAAACACCAAGUCUCUCACACUCCGCAUCCAUGUGGGCUCAAGGUGUUGAGUUGUCUAGCUCGCCACGUGGCAUUGUUGCCGCCCUCAGUUCUGCCAUCUUCUCCGCGGAGCCCGAAGCCGCGGCUGCCUUUGCGAUGACUCUUGCCACUGGGCGAGGCCUGCAGCAGUUCGCGCGCGACGGUGGCAACGAGGGCCCACCUGCGCAGGACGCCGCCAAACUGUCCCAGCAGCCUGACGCGCGAGGGGGCGCCGCUGUCCAGAGCGCGCAUUGUGGUGCCAUCGGAGCGCACCUACACUGGUCCUUGGCGCACGCGGGACCCAGCACGGGCCAGUGUGGGCGUAUGGCUGGCGUCUGCCCGGAGGAGAGUGGUGCCGCCUGGCCUUCGCAGCCGCCGGGCGCCCAGCCGCAAGAGCAGCUGGAGGCAGAGGAAGCGCGCCGUCUUUGCCGGUCUUCUCCUGGCUCGGUGCGGACCACCGGGGACGGCCACGGGGCGCCCGGCGGCCACCCGAUGGACCGUAAGACCUUCUCUUCUUGGUCCAGCGACGCGGCCCUCGUCAUCAAGAACACGUUCUACCACAGCAAGGAAGCGGACGACGACCUCGGGGAGGCGCUGCGACGCACGCGGUCCUCCCCGACUCUGACGCCCGCGCCGCCGCGCCACGGCCCGGCAGCAGCGUCCGGCCGGGGGCCCCCCCGCGCGGCCGGCCGGGGCCCGGGCCCGCCAGAGGCGCCUGGGGCCGGCGAGUGGCGCACCUCCGUGCUGCUGCGCAACGUGCCGUACCUGCUCUCGCGGGGCGCGCUGCUGGACCUCCUGAGCUCGCAGGGCUUCGGUGGAGAGUACGACCUGGUGUACCUGCCGCGCGACUUUGCCACGAGACAGACCCUCGGAUACGCCAUAGUGAACGCGCUGACUCCCUCUGCCGCGCUCCGCCUUCGUGCGGCGUUCGACGGUUUUCAGGCGUGGCCGGUGAAGUCCUCGAAGGUCUGCACCGUGGGCUGGUGCGACCGCCAGGGCCUCAGUAAGAACAUCAAAUUCUUCCGUAACAGCAGGGUCGUGAUGGGAAAUCUCCCCGAUGAGUUCAAGCCAGCUCUCUUCUCACAGGGCAGCCAGAUACAAUUCCCUCAUCCCACGAGGAAGUUGGUGAAGAUUCUGAAGCGUGAGCACUGAACAUCGAUAUAUUUGCACAUUUUGUGCAUCCUCAUGGCAGCACCCUGUUAUCAUCAGAACUUGCUUUACAUCGCAGAGAUGGUGGGAAAGCCUACGGGCUUCAAUAGUGGGGUGGGAGUCGCGAACCAAAUGUGAUCCUAACGUUGGCUAGAGCCGUGCUUUACGAUCGCGUGGUCGGAAGGCCAAUAUUUUUUCAAUUGAGCCAACAUGCGUACAGACUUUUUUCGAGUUGCCUCGGAGCCGCGUUUAAAGUUACUGAGAGGUUCCAAUGCACCGGCUCCAGAGUUGUAGCAUCAAUGGGCCAUCAUGAAUGCCGUAUUUCGGUAGACUGUUGAAUUCGCAGCAGCCGCCAUGCCACCAGGCAUUGGCUUGUACCAUCGGUUUUGACGGCCCGCUUCUGACGACGAAUCCUACGGUGCGCAAGUAAGUAGUUAUCUUUAGAUUGAUCCACAUAUGUAUACGGA
Prorocentrum cordatum is the source of this 1641-nucleotide messenger RNA. The record is from the annotation of a GenBank genome assembly. Lineage: Eukaryota; Dinophyceae; Prorocentrales; Prorocentraceae.